AGAGAGGACAGUGGUCUGUUGGUGUAUAAGGACCAUUUGCCAGUCAGUCAGGUUGCCGUGGGUGACACCAACAGGCUGGGUUCAGAGGCAAAGCUCACAGUCGGGCCGCUCCGUUGUCAAGGAGACCGUGAGUUCCACCCCUCAAGCUGUUAUUAGUUUUUUUCAGUCACUUUGGAGCAAUUUUCAAAAGUAUGUGGUACAUUUUCACAAUGCUUAGUACAAAACUCGAAACAGAUAAUCAAAAAGGCAGUUGUUUCAAAACUCUAAGCACAUUUUCAAUUGAUUAAGUACAGCACACAAAAUCAUAGUCACUUUUUCACCAAACUUAAUCAGUGUAUAAUCUAGAAAUACAUGUUUCACAUUGCAAUACUGUAUACAGUCCAUUUGUGAACUAUUCAGACUCCUUGACUUUUUCCAUUAUUUUUUUUUCUCCACAUUUUGUUACGUUACAGCCUUAUUCUAAAAUGUAAUAAAUCAUUUUUUUACCUCAUCAAUCUACACACAAUACCCAUAAUGACAAACCAAAUACAGGUUUUUAGAAAUCUUUGCAAAUAAAAUAACAAAUACAAAACUGAAAUAUCACAUUUACAUAAGUAUUCAGACCCUUUAGUCAGUACUUUGUUGAAGCACCUUUGGCAGUGAUUACAGCCUCGAGUCUUCAUGGGUAUGACGCUACAAGCUUGGCACACCUGUAUUUGGGGAGUUUCUCCUGCGUUGUCUUGGCUGUGUGCUUAGGGUCGUUGUCCUGUUGGAAGGUGAACCUUCGCCCCAGUCUGAGGUCCUGAGCACUCUGGAGCAGGUUUUCAUCAAGGAUCGCGCUGUACUUUGCUCCGUUCAUCUUUCCCUCGAUCCUGACUAGUAUCCCAGUCCUUGCCGCUGAAAAACAUCCCCACAGCAUGAUGCUGCUACCACCAUGCUUUACCGUAGGGAUGGUGCCAGAUUUCCUCCAGAUGUGACGAUUGACAUUCAGGCCAAAGAGUUCAAUCUUGGUUUCAUCAAACCAGAGAAUCUUGUUUCGAAUGGUCUGAGAGUCCUUUAGGUGCCUUUUGGCAAACUCCAAGCGGGCUGUCAUGUGUAUUUUACUGAGGAGUGGCUUCCGUCUGGCCACUCUACCAUAAAGGCCUGAUUGGUGGAGUGCUGCAGAGAUGGUUGUUCUUCCGGAAGUUUCUCCGAUCUCCACAGAGGCACUCUGGAGCUCUGUCAGAGUGACCAUCGGGUUCUUGGUCACCACCAAGGCCCCUCUCCCCCAAUUGCUGAGUUUGGCCGGUCAGCCAGCUCUAGGAAGAGUCUUGGUGGUUCCAAACUUCGUCCAUUUAAGAAUGAUGGAGGCUACUGUGUUCUUGGGGACCUUCAAUGCUACAGACAUUUUUUGGUACCCUUCCCCAGAUCUGUGCCUCUACACAAUCCUGUCUCGGAGCUUUACGGACAAUUCCUUCGACCUCAGGGCUUGGUUUUUGCUCUGACAUGCACUGUCAACUGUGGGACCUUAUAUAGACAGGUGUGUGCCUUUCCAAAUCAUGUCCAAUUAAUUGAAUAUACCACAGGUGGACUCCAAUCAAGUUGUAGAAACAUCUCAAGGAUUAUCAAUGGAAAUAGGAUGCACCUGAGCUCAAUUUCGAGUCUCAUAGCGAAGGGUCUGAAUACUUAUGUAAAUAAGGUAUUUCUGUUUUUACUUUUUAUAAAAUUUGCAAAAAUUCAAAAAAACUAUUUUCCCUUUGUCAUUAUGGGGUAUUGUGUGUAGAUUGAUGAGGAAAAAUAUGAAUUUAAUCCAUUUUAGUAUAAGGCUGUAACGUAAUAAAAUGUGGAAAAAGUCUGAAUACUUUCCGAAGGCACUGAAUGUAAAGUAAUUGCUUUUCACAAUGCAGUGCUCACAUUAAUGUCUUCUCAUUUGUUAAAAUACAUUUGACUAUUAAUUAAUCCACCUGGUCUUAAUUGAUAAUCACGUAACCAUUUGGUAAACCUAUAGAUUUUAAACUGGUUUGUCUAUAACAGAUUUUGAGAACUACAUACAGUUCUCAUCGACAUCGCAGUAAAUUGUUCAUGCACCUGAGGAAAAACCUUUUGGCAUGGCGAAUCCAAGCCAGACAUAAGUCUGGAUUGAAAUCAUUGCAUACCUCAUCCAUGGCCUUAAUAUGGGUGGUACGCUCAUGGGGAUGGCAAUCAUACAACUUCCACCUGUAUUGUAAUCGUGUAUUGUAUUUUACAGUAUUGUAUGUAUGUAUUGAAGUGGUUCUGUACGUGGCUCAGUUCAUAAGAGCAUGGCAAUAGCAAUACCAGAGUUGUUGGUUCAAUUCCCACUGGGAUCACAUACCAAAAUGUCUGGACUGUUGUCACUUUGGAUAAAAGUGUCUGCUACUGUACGUAAAAGCCAUAUAUUACGGUAUUACAGUAUUGUAUUGGCCAAUGCAAUUUUAGUAAAGCAGUGUGAACGCCAUACCCCCCCCCCCCCCCCCCCCCCCGUACUGUAUGAUUAGUUACAAACAGUACAUUCCUAAUCUUGUCAAUAUCUGAUUUAUUUUUUACUUAAUGUGAAGUAAAAUCAUAAUAGUCAUCAUCAUAGUAGUACAUUUGAGUAUAUAUCAUACGUUUUAUGUUUCUACUUUACAGAGAAAAAAAAAACAUUAUGUAGUUCUCAAAAUCUGUAGCAGACAAUCCAGUUUACAUGUAAAAUCUAUAGGUUUACCAAACCUUUAAGUGAUCAUCAAUUAAAAGCAGUCUGAUUAAGUAAUAUUAAAUUGUCUUUUAACAAAAGAGAAAAUAAUCAUAUCAAAAGUAAUGUGAGAAUUGCAUUGUGAAAGGCAAUGACUUUAUAUGAACAUGUAUUGCAAUGUGAAACAUGUACAGUACCAGUCAAAAGUUUGGACACACCUACUCAUUCAAGGGUUUUUCUUUAUUUUUACUAUUUUCUACAUUGUACAAUAAUAGUGAAGACAUCAAAACUAUGGAAUAACACAUAUGGAAUCAUGUAGUAACCAAAAAAGUGUUAAACAAAUGAAAAUAUAUUUUAUAUUUGAGAUUCUUCAAAGUAGCCACCCUUUGCCUUGAUAACAGCUUUGCACACUCUUGACAUUCUCUCAACCAGCUUCAUGAGGAAUGCUUUUCCAACAUUCUUGAAGGAGUUCCCACAUAUGCUAAGCCCUUGUUGGCUGCUUUUCCUUCACUCUGCGGUCCAAUUCAUCCCAAACCAUCUCAAUUGAUGCAGCACUCCAUCACUCUCCUUGGUCAAAAAGCCCUUACACAGCCUGGAGGUGUGUUUUGGGUCAUUGUCCUGUUGAAAAACAAAUGAUAGUCCCACUAAGCGGAAACCAGAUGGGACGGCGUAUCGCUGCAGAAUGCUGUGGUAGCCAUGCUGGUUAAGUGUGCCUUCAUGUCUUAAAGUAAUGAUGACUGUUGUUUCUCUGUAAGGGUUGAGGUGAGGUGUGACCCAGGUGCGGUGCAGGAUAUACAGUAGACAGUAGGCAGAGAUGGUGAAACAAGGAUCUUUACUGGUGGUCCCGAAGCCAGAAUACAAAAUAACGGACUUAACACGAUAAAAGAAAGGCAGAGCAAAUAAGUCUCCAAAAACCGGCUGACAGACAAAAAAAGAAAUACUACCUACGACUGAAACAAAUAAAGAAACAGGGAGAACACUUCUCAAGUACCUGUACAUUGGUCUCCGAUCAGACAAUGAGUAGUACUGCUGGACAUAGAGAAACAACAGAGAAAACUGAGCAAGGGAACACAGGGAAGUGAGGGCAUAAAUACACAGGUGAACAGGUAGACACAGGUGACACCAAUAGGAUACUGAUUAGUCCAGACUGUGAGUGAGGAGGUGCCUAAGGUUGUCGGAGGAUGACACCUAUUGCAAAGAGAAUGUUACAGGAGGGGGUCGCAGUUCAGGAGCGACCCCCUCCUGUAACAUUCUCUUUGCUUAUUUGAGCUGUUCUUGCCAUAAUAUGGACUUGGUCUUUUACCAAAUAGGGCUACCUUCUGUAUACCACCCCUACCUUGUCACAACACAACUGAUUGGCUCAAACACAUUAAGAAGGAAAGAAAUUCCACAAAUUCACUUUUAACAAGGCACACCUGUUAAUUGAAAUGCAUUCUAGGUGACUACCUCAUGAAGCUGGUUGAGAGAAUGCCAAGAGUGUGCAAAGCUGUCAUCAAGGCAAAGGGUGGCUACUUUGAAGAAUCUCAAAUAUAAAAUAUAUUUUCAUUUGUUUAACACUUUUUUGGUUACUACAUGAUUCCAUAUGUGUUAUUUCAUAGUUUUGAUGUCUUCACUAUUAUUCUACAAUGUAGAAAAUGGUAAAAAUAAAGAAAAACCCUUGAAUGAGUAGAUGUGUCCAAACUUUUGACUGGUACUGUAUUUCUAGAUGAAACACUGAUUAUGGUAAUUCCGUGUGUGUGGGCACGCGUGCGUGUAAAAAUGAGUGUAAACGUGCUCAUACACACACACCCACGUACUCAAUUCAACGUAGGUCUUUUGUGUCAAUCACCUUAAGGGUGUUUUUCAAUCUUUUAAACUUUUUCUCUUCAGAGCAAUACAAUUAGAGGCCUUUCAUAAAAGGAAUAGAAAAUCAAACUAAAUUAUACAAACUUAAAAGGAGAAAGGAAUGGAAGAAUGAAGGAAAGAAAGAAAGGAUAAAACGUUUCCGACCCUUUCAAACGCUAUCAUUACCAUGUCCACAUGAUGUAGGGACAAAGGACACGACCUUCAAUCAUAGCUGGAAGAGUGUGUGAGUGUGUGUGUGUGUGUGCAGGGCCGGCCCGCUCAUUAGACAGGAUUAGGCGUCUUCCUAUGGCGGCAGAUUGACGAGGGCAGCAUUUUCUGAACUAAACUGACCAAGACGCACCUCCAACAACACAUAAAACCUCACAUAAUUAAUUCUGUCCAAAAACAAUGACAUUUUCUCCCAACCAGUGGCAUAUGGGCUUUUUAGGUGAGAGCUGAUGCCGCCCUAUGAUAAGCAGUGCCCACUUUGUCAAAGGCAGGGACUCCAAAUAUUUAUCUUGUCCAUUCCGAGCGCACCUCUCCAGGGUGCUGUUGGAGAGACGCACCACUGCGGCGCUCCACCAACGUUCCGUCCAAAGAAUUAUCUAACAUAAAUCAUAGAGCUGAUAUAGGAUAUGGUAGAAAGAGUAUGUGGCCUUUCCUAAGCCUACAGGCUGGAGGUAAAAUGUAUGACAAUGCAAUGAGACGGACCCUUUUUACAUCAUGCAGGUUUCUCCGAUCAAACAGCCUGACAAAUGCACUGACAUGUUAACAAAUAACAUAACCUAAAAACAUGUCAGGCCAAAGUAAAAUGGACAGGAGUUUUACCCUGUCAUGACUUGCCCUCAUGGGCUGAGGAUCAAAGAUGCUGGCUAGGCAAAGGUUUGAACACCCCCUCUCCUGGGGGCCAGUUUUAUGACCGGUUGUAAAUUCCUUGAAGAAACUUUAUUUUCUGUGCCAUGCAGUAUUGGGAGAGGGAAUUUCCCUGUGGAACAAAGGAAGUCUUCCCGCCAAGAUUCCAACAUCCAAAAGUGAAUAAUGAAACAAUAUUCCUACUUCAAAGAAUGUGGGAAAUGGUCAGUGGGGACUUAAAAAACAAUAAUGUCAAAUUCGUUACUAUGUUGUGUCGUCAUUAAAGACGGUGGAACAACAUAACUGUAUAUUUGGGGGUGUGCUCUUCCCAGUUAUGAGGUUUGCAUCUAAUUGUUGCAUAAAACAAAUUAUUAAGUAUAAUAAUAAUUUUGUGAAGACAACAAUGUGAUUUUAGUAUUCUAGAUGAGAUGAUUGUUUUCCAUAUUGAUUUGUUCUCAGUCAGUGGCCACGCACAGAUGAGCACAAACAUGAUGGAACGCCCCUUUUAUCCCGAGGGCAUAAAAAGCCUUGAAAAACAAAUUAACAUUAGACCAAGCAGAUUAUGGUGUAAACCGGAUGUUGCAAAUGGUUGAAUCUCUACCAGACCAGCAGACGUGAAGCGUGAGCUAAACGUUACAAAAUGGUUAGACCAGAAAGACCAGAAAACAGGAGACGUUAGUCCACACGUUUGAAAUGGUGAGAAACUCUGAAACUCUCAUCCUCUACACGAGGUGAAGAAGAAGACAACGCACUAGACCUUAGCAUUACCAGUCUGCAGCUGGCAUGUAUAGUCGUCUAGAGAACUUUCACUAAAGACAUGAGUUGGGAAGGACAAUCCCUCUCAGACAACCGUUGGUACUUCUGAAGUAUUAAUUCUUAACAGAUCAACUCUACGAACUACAGGGUAUGCUGAAAUAUCCAUUCUAACCAACACUAUGACCAAAAACUCUACCAAGGACAUUGGGAUCUCUGGUGGGCAAGCCAGAGUCCUACAUCAUCAGCUCAACUAUCAAGGACAGCUACACGUAAAUACAUGUUGCAUUUCUAAUCCGAAUGAGCGGGUGCUAAGCAUUUGUAUUUCCGUGAGCGUAGUUAAGAAACGUCCGAUAGGUGAAUUCCUUUGUCUCUUCCUCCCCCCCUCUCUCUGAAUCCACCAUCGUGUUAUAACCAAACUGUCCUGUUUUGUUAGUCCGCUAGACUGUAUUUACUGUAUAAUGUUAGUGUUUUAUGUAUUCUGGAAUUGUUAUUGAGUUAGUUAGUAAAUAAAUAAUUGAGCCAAUGUGUGUAUUGCUGAUUCAUCAAUAAGGUUAGGGUUCUUGCAGGUUCAAGGAUUAUGCGACGUUCAGAAUGAGACUGAUAAGAGGUAAUUAUUUAAUAAGUGACUGUUAUCGAUAUAUAACAUAUAUAUCUUCUAAGAGUUUAAUUCGGGAGAUGGUAACUCGUUAAACAACUUCUUCCGUGGUGCCCCAAAUUCCUAAUGAGUUAAUUGUUAGAUUAAUUUAAUUGAGUGACAAUUAAACAUAGUUAGUUGAUUCGAUAAAUAACAGUCGCCAUAUUAAUGAAAGUCACGUCACGACAACCCAAUGUCAUGAUCAGUGGUUUCAAUUUUGUACAUCCCUGCUGUAGACUAUACCUCAGUAAGCACGGACCGAUGCUGACGCUUUUUGGACGUCUUUUUUUUUUGUGCAGUCCAGACCGGCAUUGAUUUCCAUGUCCACGGACGUUGAUUUUUGGUCCGGUCUGGACCAAAUCUGAACCAAUCAUAGACGUCUAUGUUUGGUUCAGAUUUAGUCCGGUCUGGACAAGCCUUGAUUUGGCACAAACAUAGACGUCUAUAAAUUACAUAUUUUCCUUCAGAACAGAAGAUUAACCUGAUAUCAACGUCCAGAAAAUACAUAUUUUUGUCUUUGAUUCAGAACCUAAAUUGAACUUAACUUCAAUGUCUGGGAAAAUACAUAUUUUAGACAUCUUUUCAAUGUCAUUUUGCUUACUGGGACUAUUAUUGUAGGGCCUGCCAUUCUUUUUGUCUCGCCUAGGGUGGCAGAACGGCCAGGACCUGUGUGUGUGAGUCUCUUGCAUCGAGUCCCAAGUUAAUCCUAUUCUGUAGCCAUGUCUGCCUCUGGGUAAUGGUUAUUAAAUAGCAAAGACUUCAAAUAAUAAAAAAGGGCCCAGUAGGUGGCAAGUGUGCGUGCGUGUGCGUGUGUGUGCGUGUACGUGUGUGUGUGCGUGUGUGUGUGCUUGCGUGUGCUUGUGCAUGUGCGUGCGGCUUCUGGGACAGUGUGAUAAGCCCUCCUUUGUAAAAGCACUGGACUCCUACUCUUGCCAAGCAUCCCAUCCCAGAGCAGAGAGGCUUAGAGAGAGCGGGGGAAACAGAGAGGGAUAGAGGGAAAGAGAGAAAGAGAUUUAAAAAAGAGGGGGAGAGAGAUAGAGAAGGGGUGAGGGAGGGGCAGAUUUAAUGUUAUUCAGGGCAUGGCUGGAAGUGACAGAUGCAUCUGCCAUCCCACACACACACACUCACACAUACAAAUAACCACACAGUCUCGUAAGUGUCUCUGUGUGAAUGAAGUCUUUAGAUUGAAGCUUUACACAGAUCUCACUGAACAGAUAACAACAUACAAUACAUGCUGCCUCACUCUUUCAAUUCAAUUCAAUUCAAUUUAAGGGCUUUAUUGGCAUAUGAAACAUAUGUUAACAUUGUCAAAGCAAGUGAAAUAGAUAACAAACAAAAGUGAAAUAAACAAUCAAAAUUAAAAGCAAAAUGUACCCUCACAAAAGUUCCAAAAGAAUAAAGACAUUUCAAAUGUCAUAUUAUGUGCAAAUAGUUAAAGUACAAAAGGGAAAAUAAAUAAACAUAAAUAUGGGUUGGAUUCACAAUUAUGUUUGUUCUUAUCUGGGUGCCCUUUUUUCUUGUGGCAACAGGUCACAAAUCUUGCUGCUGUGAUGGCACACUGUGGUAUUUCACCCAAUAGAUAUGGGAGUUUAUCAAAAUUGUGUUUGUUUUCUAAUUCUUUGGGGGUCUGUGUAAUCUGAGGGAAAUAUGUGUCUCUAAUGUGGUCAUACAUUUGGCAGGAGGUUAGGAAGUGCAGCUCAGUUUCCACCUCAUUUUGUGGGCAGUGUGCACAUAGCUUCUCUUUCUCUCUCUUUCUCUCUCUAUCGCUCUCACACUACCUCUCUUUGUCAUCUUCCCCUUCCUCCUCCCAGAAAGAUGCAGAGAGAGAGAGACCCAUAUUUAUGUUUAUUUAUUUUCCCUUUUGUACUUUAACUAUUUGCAUAUAAUAUGACAUUUGAAAUGUUUGUGAGUGUAAUGUUUACUGUAAAACGUUUUAUUGUUUAUUUCACUUUUGUUUAUUAUCUAUUUCACUUGCUUUGGCAAUGUAAACAUAUAAUUCCCAUGCCAAUAAUGUCCUUAAAUUGAAAUUGAAUUGAAAGAGAGAGAGAGAGAGAGAGAGCAAAGCUGAACCCCAUGCCAUGAGCUUUUGUUCCUCCAAAGGUCAUCUGACAUCCUCUUUUUCUCCCCUCCAUUUUCCCUGCGUUUCCCCUCCUUUUCCCCUGCGUUUCCCCUGCGUUUCCCCUCCUUUUCCCCUGCGUUUCCCCUGCGUUUCCCCUCCUUUUCCCCUGCGUUUCCCCUCCAUUUCCCCUGCGUUUCCCCUCUUCCCCAGGUAAUUACUGGAACGCAGCGUCGUUCACCACGCCCUCCUCCUAUCUACAUUUCUCCACCUUCCAGGGAGAGACCAGCGCUGAUAUCGCCUUCUACUUCAAGACCAGCGCUCCCUACGGGGUGUUCCUGGAAAACCUCGGCAACACCGACUUCAUACGCCUCGAACUC
This is a messenger RNA of Coregonus sp. 'balchen', 9152 nucleotides long. Lineage: Eukaryota; Metazoa; Chordata; Actinopteri; Salmoniformes; Salmonidae. The record is from the annotation of a GenBank genome assembly.